Messenger RNA from Oryctolagus cuniculus (rabbit), 9193 nucleotides. NCBI's taxonomy places the organism in Eukaryota, Metazoa, Chordata, Mammalia, Lagomorpha, Leporidae. The record is from RefSeq and is a predicted model, not a curated record.
CUCUGAGGAUCCGUUCUGUGACUUCUGCGAGUGAACCUGUGUGGGGUUCUCUGCUGUCUGAUUGGGAAUCUGCCAGCUGCUGCUGCUGCUGGCUUUUUUUUUUUUUUAAGAUUUGUUUAUUUGAAAGGCAGAGUUACAGAGAGAGAAGGAGAGAGCGCAAGAGAGCUCUUCUUCUGUCUACUGGUUCACACCCCAAAUGGCCACAGUGACCGGGACUGGGCCAGGCCAAAGCCUUGUGGUUGUGUGUCGGGUGUGUUUGUGGUUGCGUGUGUCAGGUGUGUUUAUGGUUGUGUGUCGGGUGUGUUUGUGGUUGCAUGUGUCAGGUGUGUUUGUGGUUGUGUGUGUCAGGUGUGUUUGUGGUUGUGUGUGUCAGGUGUGUUUGUGGUUGCAUGUGUCAGGUGUGUUUGUGGUUGUGUGUGUGGAUGUGGAGUGCCUGUGGUUGCAUGUGUCAGGUGUGUUUGUGGUUGCGUGUGUGGAGCGUGUUUGCGGUUGCGUGUGUGGAGCAUGUUGCGGUUGCGUGUGUGGGUGCUUCCAGAGCACGGUCUGGUGCUGAGCUGAGGUCUGUCUCUAGCACCGUGGCUGGUGUGUGGCUGGUGUGUGUUGGGUGUGUUUGUGGUUGCAUGUGUCAGGUGUGUUUGGUUGUGUGUCGGGUGUGUUUGUGGUUGUGUGUCGGGUGUGUUUGUGGUUGCAUGUGUCGGGUGUGUUUAUGGUGUGUGUUGGGUGUGUUUGUGGUUGCAUGUGUCAGGUGUGUUUGUGGUUGCAUGUGUCAGGUGUGUUUGUGGUUGCAUGUGUCAGGUGUGUUUGUGGUUGCAUGUGUCGGGUGUGUUUGUGGUUGCAUGUCGGGUGUGUUUGUGGUUGCAUGUGUCAGGUGUGUUUGUGGUUGCGUGUGUCAGGUGUGUUUGUGGUUGCAUGUGUCAGGUGUGUUUAUGGUUGCGUGUGUCAGGUGUGUUUGUGGUUGCGUGUGUCAGGUGUGUUUGUGGUUGUGUGUCAGGUGUGUUUGUGGUUGCGUGUGUCAGGUGUGUUUAUGGUGUGUGUUGGGUGUGUUUAUGGUUGCAUGUGUCAGGUGUGUUUAUGGUUGCGUGUGUCAGGUGUGUUUGUGGUUGCGUGUGUCAGGUGUGUUUGUGGUUGCGUGUGUCGGGUGUGUUUGUGGUUGUGUGUGUCAGGUGUGUGGUUGCAUGUGUCAGGUGUGUUUAUGGUGUGUGUCGGGUGUGUUUAUGGUUGCGUGUGUCAGAUGUGUUUAUGAUUGUGUGUCGGGUGUGUUUGUGGUUGUGUGUGUCAGGUGUGUCUGUGGUUGCAUGUGUCAGGUGUGUUUAUGGUGUGUGUUGGGUGUGUUUAUGGUUGCAUGUGUCAGGUGUGUUUAUGGUUGCGUGUGUCAGGUGUGUUUGGUUGUGUGUCGGGUGUGUUUGUGGUUGCAUGUGUCAGGUGUGUUUAUAGUUGUGUGUGUAGAUGUGGAGUGCCUGUGGUUGUAUGUGUGGAGUGUGUUGCGGUUGCGUGUUGGAGUGUGUUGCGGUUGCGUGUGUGGGUGCUUCUAGAGCACGGUCUGGUGCUGAGCUGAGGUCUGUCUCUAGCACCGUGGCUGGCGUGUGGCUGGUGUGUGCUGCACUGUGGAGAGCAGUGUUUCACGUACAGUCAGUUUGAGAUCUCGCUGGUUUUUGGAGUGAGGAGUCAUUUUCCGUGGGAGCUGAGACGUGCUGGCUGUUACUGGGGGCGUAGCAGGAGGUGCCGCCCAUUGCUCUGCCGCUGAUGCUGUGGGCGGGGUCUCCUUGCCACUGCUUGGUGGGGCAGGGCACUUCCCACAGAGCCUCUGCUGGUGCCCCUGCCUGGGCUGGGGUGGAGUCCACAUUGCUUCUCCCACACCCACACGCCCUCCACGACACCCUUUCACGCCUGCAGCCUGGCUGGGGUCAUGCCCAGUGAGCCAAGUGGGGUGCGCCGUGCACCUGGGGGUUGCACUGGAGUGGGCGGCUGCCCUGGUCCACCCAUGGGCAUGUCCACGUCCUUGGCUGCAGUGAGGCGGUGCCCUGCCGUGGCUACACAGACCUUGCUGUGUUGGGAGCUGCUUUCCCGUCUGAGAGAGGCGUGCGCUGCCUCCGUCUCAGGGCCCUUCCCAGCAGGCAGUGGUGCGCUGGCGCCUCGCUCUAAAGCGGCCUCCUUCCUCCUCCUGCUGUGGCCUCUGUUUCCAUGGCGACUUGGUCUCGCUGCAGCUCCCCGAGCAUGGGUUCUGCCCAGCAAUUGGGCACUGGCUGGGUCCCGCCUGGAUCCCAGUGCCUUCCACCAGCCUGAGCCCUGGGGCACCCUGCUCAGAGCGGGGGCUCAGCACACAGCAGCCCAGGCCAAGGCAGCCAGGGCUGAGGGUCACCCACCACUACCCCAGCUGGCACCGCAGCCUCGUCUCCAGCUCCCCUGCCCGCCCCUUCCCUUCCCCCAGCUGCAGACCUGGCCCAACUUUGCCACAACCUCCAGCCAUUGUUUUGUUUUGUUUUAAAGAUUUAUUUAUUUGAAAGGCAGAGUUAGGGAGAGGGAGAGAGAUCUUCCAUCUGUUGGCUCACUCCCCAAGUGGCCAUCGUGGCUGGAACAGGGUUAGGCUGAAGCCAGGAGCCAGGUGCUUCUUCCAGGUCUCCCACAUGGGUACAGGGGCCCAAGCACGUGGGCCAUCCACUGCUUUCCCAGGCCAUAGCAGGGAGCUGGAUCAGAAGUGGAGCAGCCAGGACUGGGACUGGUGUCCAUAUGGGAUGCUGACUUACCAGCCACGCCAUAGCACUGGCCCCAGCUUCCAGCCUUUUGACCUUGCCAGCCCAUAGGGCCUCCCUCAUCAGAACCCUAGGCCCCUGUGGGCUCAGUCCCUGGCCUCCCAGCUCAUCCCACCCUCCCCUCCCCAUGAUGUAGGGCUCUCAGAGCUGUCUGGGGCUGGGCGGGGCGUCUGACAGCAGCCCUGAAUAGAGCCAGUUCUCGCCCCGCCCUCUUCUGCCCCCUCCCUGCAGGACUCCCACCCCCAGGGGCUCCUGUGCCCUUGGAGUGCGUUCAAGCCCUGCCCCAGUAGCCGAGUGGCCCUGCAGGCUGCACUGUGGCUGUCCACUGCUCAGGGCCCAGCACAAAGCACGUGGCCAUUUACCGUGUUCCCUGCUGAAGUUUAGAUUUGCCAGAAAGGUGCAGGGAUCCCAGAGUUGCCACGCUCUGCGCCGUUCCUGGCAGGUGACUACCCCCAGCUGUCCACACUGGUUGACGUGAGCAUGUGGCCGGCAGUUCCCUGAGAACGGUGUCUGCUUUCUGCUCCAGGGCACAUGGCCGCUCUCCCUAACGCAGGCUGGAGACUUAGGCAGCAGAAGAAAUUCCUGAGGUGGGGGCAGGGGCGGGCGGUGGGACGCGGCCAGCAGUCUGUGCGUCCUCUGGUUUUGGGCAGUGGGAAGAGGCUGUCAGGAGGUGGCGCUGUGGAGCCGGGCCUGGGGCUGUUGCCUGUGAGCCUGUGAGGAGAGCCCCCUGUUGGACCCUUCUGAAUCCUGCUCUCCACACCAGCCGCCAGGCAGAAGCCACUGGCCUGUGCAUCCGCCACAGUGCUUGUCCUGGCCUGGGGCGGCCGUGGGGGCCGGCAGCGGCUCGCCCUUCAUGGGGUGCUCCGAGUGGGGAGGGUGUGGCAGGGGCACCGGGCAUCAGCACUGUUACACACCGUUGUCUUGGCACCAGUCCAAAAGCCGGUGACAGCUGAGUCAUUGGCACACAGCUUGGCUCUGCAGCCCCUGGCCCAGAGCAGGGGCCGCACUGAGGGCAGCUGCAGCCGGGGGAAGGGGGCGCAGGCCACCGCUUCCAGGCAGCCCUGGGAGGUCCAGCCUUUUCUUCUUGACCAUUAGAAGAAUCAAACGUUAUUUUACUUAUGUUUUAAGAUUUAUUUAUUUGAAAGGCAGAGUUACAGAGAGAGAGGGAGAGAGAGGUCUUCCAUCUGCUGGUUCACUCCUCAGAUGGCUACAACGGCUGGGGCUGGGCCAGGCUGCAGCCAAAAACUUCCCGGGGUAUCCCCGAUGGGUGCAGGGCCCAAGCACUUGGGCAUCCUCCACUGCUUUCCCAGGCCACAGCAGAGAGCUGGAUCAGAAGUGGGGUUGCCGGGAUAUGAGCUGGAGCCCAUAUGGGAGUGUUUCAGGUGGCAGCUUUUACCACAUCGCUGACCACAGAAAAAUACAUCUUUUGGGCGUAAGCGCUGGUUCAAGUCUCAGUGUCUGUCUGUCCAUAGCCGCCCCUCCCCCAGCCCCCCGUUAGUGUCCUUUAGCGACGUCUCGCUCACCUCCUGAGAACUGUAUUCCAAGCACUUUAAGGACACUUAGAGAGGCAGAGCUCCGACACACUGGCUCACUCCCGACUUGCCCACAGUGACCAGGACUGAACCCGGGUCUCCCACCUGGGUGACUUGAGCCCUCCCCUGCCACCUCCCCAGGCCUGCAUUAGAGGGAGCUGGAUCCAGGAGCUGGGGACCAAGUCCAGGCGUCUGGUGUGGGAUACGAGUGUCCUAGCUGGUGGGCCAAAUGCCCACUCCCCUGCUCCAGGCACUCUUGCUAUUGGAAAUAGCAUGCCCGUCUUCACAUUUUGUUUUCCUGCUUUUCAGGGGUGUGCACCUUGGUUGCCCACAGGUCCGUGGGUGUUUCUACACAAGCAUCGCACCUUUCCGGCCAACGAUCUUCUUUCCUUCUUCGUUUUCUUUGCCUUGCCCUGCCGCACUGUCCAGGACCACGGGUUCUAGCGUUGCUGGUGGCAGUGGGCUUCCGCCUUCCCACAGUGCUUUGUGCUUUCUGGAAGGUUCUUGUGAGGAACACCAGAAAGUGUCCUUUGAGUGCUCCUUGGCCUAGUGCUUCCUUUUCUGUAGAUUGGCUAUGGCAUAAACCGCCCCGUGACUGGAUUUUGCGUGGAGCUUGAAUCUCACUAAACCUCUUCUCCCACGGCCUGCCCGUCAGCCUUGACUGUGCCGAUUCUCUGGUGUUAAACCAGCCGUGCAUUCCAGAGAUGGACCUGGCGCGGUUCCGUGGUGGAUUCGUGUCUGUACCCAUUGUGAUCCGUGCGGGACCUCUGCCCCGUCCUCGUGGAGCUGGCCUGAAGGGCCUGCAGGGUUCCUGCCGCUGCACUUCCCGCGUGGGAGCCGCUUCUGCCUUGGGAGACUCCUGCCGGGGCACAGGGCAAGCUCAGGCCGCACGCGCUGUCUCCUCCUCCUUUCUCAGCCUUCAAACCAAGCUCUUAGUAUUUUUUUUUUUUUUAAGAUUUUAUGUAUUUAUUGGAGAGGCAGAGUUAGAGAGGUCUUCCACCUACUGGUUCACUCCGCAAAUGGCUGCAAUGGCCGGAGCUGGGCCGGUCUGAAGCCAGGAGCUAAGAGCUUCUUUCAGGUCUCCCACGUUAGUACAGGAGCCAAGGACUUGGGCCAUCUUCUACUGCUUUCCCAGGCCACAGCAGGGAGCUGGAUCGGAAGUGGAGCAGCCGGGACUUGAACCCGUGCCCAUAUGGGGUAGGGGCACUGCAGGAGGAGGCCUAGCCCACCACACCACAGGCCAGCCCCAGGUCAAGGCCGUAUUUGGUUUCUGACGUGCUCAUUGCCUGUCUUUGCGUGAACAAUCCCAGGGGCAGGCAGCCCCACAUUCCACGUCGCCAUGUUGCGUCCUUGGCAGCUCUAGGGAUUACAGAUUCUCCUUUAUAUCGAGCUGUCUUUUUUUUUUUUUUUUUUUUUUGACAGGCGGAGUGGAUAGUGAGAGAGAGAGAGAGAAAGGUCUUCCUUUUGCUGUUGGUUCACCCUCCAAUGGCCGCUGCGGCCGGCGCACUGCGCUGAUCCAAUGGCAGGAGCCAGGUGUUUCUCCUGGUCUCCCAUGGGAUGCAGGGCCCAAACACUUGGGCCAUCCUCCACUGCCUUCCCGGGCCACAGCAGAGAGCUGGACUGGAAGAGGGGCAACUGGGACAGAAUCCGGCGCCCCGACCGGGACUAGAACCUGGUGUGCUGGUGCUGCAAGGCGGAGGAUUAGCCUACUGAGCCGCAGCGCUGGCGAGCUGUCAUUUUUAAAUGUUAUUUAUUCAAAAAAUGUUUAAAGUUUUAUUUUUAUGUAUGAAAGGUAAGAGAGAAUUCAGUCUUCCAUCCACUGGUUCACUACAAAUGGCCACAACGGCCAGAGCUGGGCCAGGCUGAAGCCAGGAGUCGGGAGCUUCUUCAGUCUCCCACGUGGGUGCAGGGGCCCAAGGGCUCGGGCCACCUUCCGCUGCGUUCCCAGGCCACAGCAGAGAGCUGGGUCUCGCGUGGAGCAGCCGGGCUUUGAACCAACGCCCACGUGAAAUGCUGGUGUCUCGGGCGACGAGCUGCGACAGCACAACACCUGCCCCCACUUUCAUUAGUUACUCAUUCGAAUUCCUUGUGGGCAUAGGAAUAUUAGGGUUUUAUCUUUUCUGGCACUUGUCAGUUCUGUGUGUGUUCCCCCUUUGCUGGUGUGAAGUGUGGGGCUGGUGCCUUGCUGCCGCCCACUUGUCCCCCAGUGUCACUCGUGCAUUCCUUUUCUCUGCCUCCGGGUCAGUCUUUUAAAAUGUGUUAUUUAUUUGAGGGACAGACGGAGCUCUCCCUUCGGCUGAUUGACUCCUCAGAUGCCCACAGCGGUUGGGCCAAGAGCUCGGCCCUGUGUGCAGGGUGCGCUCCCUCCCAGGGCGUGCGCCAGUGGGAAGCUGGGUCGGGAGCAGUCGGUUGUGUGGGGCAGUGGCACUAGAGGCACCUUAGCUGCCCGACGGAAUGCCUGCCCCUCCAGUUGAUGGCGGCGGCAGAGGUGCGCGUGUUGGCGGAGCACCAGCCUGGGGCCCUCUCGGGCUCGUUGGCGGUCUUUCCCUCUGCUUUCCCUGGGUUCCUCGUGCUGUUUUCCCGUGGCGCUGGGGACGCCGUGCUUUCUGAUGCGAGCGCUGAGGGCUGUGAGCACUGCUGAGCUGCGUCCCGCAGUUUUAUCUUCAUUGAUUGAAGCGGCGGAGAGAGGGAGAGCGCCAGGAGCCCAGCACUCAAUCCGGGGCUCCCACGAGGGCGGCAGGAGUGGGGGCAGCGUGUGCUUCAGCAGGAAGCCAAAAUCUGCAGCGGAGCAGGGCCCUGACGGCAGCGUGGCUGCUGCGCCGAGUGCCCUCGGCCACCCGCGGGCUGCGGUGCUGCUGUCUCGGGCCGUCACUCUGCUCCGGACGUGGCCUCAUCCCCGUUUCGUGUUGGAUGCCUUGCUGAACUGCGAUGAUCUUGAUUCCCCGAUUUUUUUUUUAUUUUUCUAUUUUUUAUUUUUUUGCCAGACAGAGUUAGUGAGAGAGAGUUACAGAUAGUGAGAGAGACAGACAGAAAGGUCUUCCUUCCGUUGGUUUACUCCCCUAAUGGCCGCUAUGGCCGGCACUGCGCCAAUCCAAAGCCAGGAGCCAGGUGCUUCUCCUGGUCUCCCAUGCUGGUGCAGGGCCCAAGCACUUGGGCCAUCCUCCACUGCACUCCCGGGCCACAGCAGAGAGCUGGCCUGGAAGAGGGGCAACCGGGACUAAAACCCCGGGUGCCGGAGCCGCAGGCGGAGGAUUAGCCGAUUGAGCCGUGGCGCCGGCCGAUUCUCAGAUCUUGAGAGGACGUUCUGGGAACUCGCUGGACAGCCCUUGACAUUUUGUCAGCGAAAUGCAGCCCAGGAGGAAACGUGGGCCUUGAGGCCCGAGGUUUGCCUCGUGUCCAGCUUUUUUGGGCUGUUUUGUAACGUGGUUUUGCUUUCUCGUAGCUCUUGGGUAAUUUUUAAAUGUCCUCGUCUUGUUCCUGGGGUCCUGCUCUGUGGGGCGCAAGCUCGGACCCACGCCAUCCACUGAAAGUGUGUGUGAGCCCCACGUGUCGCGUCCCCUUGCCAGGAGCCAGUGGGCGUUCACAGGAAACAGUGGCUUCCAGGCUCAGCGUGCUGACGCUCCGGGCGUCACAGGGAAGAGGUGCAGCCUCCACACGUUGUGCUGCUUCCUGCACACCCUCGGCGGCCGCGGGCUCUGGGGCUGCAGCUGUGCAGCCGUCACUUGGCGUCCACUGCCCCGCUCAGCAGCCUGUGGUCGGACCUGCAGACGCAGCCCCGAGGGACCUGCUGGCACUGUGCUGCCCAGCGUGCCGCCCGCACCCCCUGUAGCUUGCAGGCACACUCGUGCACUCUGGUGGGAGUCCUUCCUUCCACACUGCCCGUCCUCUCUGUCCACACCGCCCUGGGUCUCCAGGCUCUGUGCCGUGGAAUGAGGACGGGACGGGGCCCCUGCCUUGUGGCUGGGGCAGGGGUGAGGCUGACUGUACCCCACAGAGGCGUGGGGCACAGUGAGUGGCCAGGACUUUGAGCCACUCUGUGGGUAGCUUCCAGGUCAGGAGGACGCAUGUUCCGAACAGACCCCCAUCCCUGCUGGCUCAGGACCGGGUGCUGGGAGCAAGUGGCUCAGGGCUGUUGCCACAUCGUCUUCACUGGCCGUGCCAGCAGGCGGGGGCCCCGGGGCUGGUGUUGGCAGUUGGCUGUCUGGGGUGUCCAGGGAGGGUUUGCUGUCUAGGCUACUGCGAGGUGCAGUUGGGGUGUCCCAGGCCGGCUGGACGCCAGCUGUCCCCUGGGAGUCUUGCCUACUGGAGCCAGCUGCAGAGGGGACUGAAGGGGUAUCCCUGUCCUGGAGAGGCCCCGGGCAAGAGGUGGGCUCCUUGGGGUGGAAGGGAAGGCAUGGGAGGCAGCCUGGGUUGGGCCCCGGGGCCUUGGAUGGGCUUCAAGUUUCCCAGUGGCCUGGGACGGAGCGGAGGCCCCACUAUUGCCCAGAGCACCUGCCGGCUGCUGCCCUUCCUACCCGGGGUAUAAUUAGCCACCAUGACAGGUGCUGCGUAUCGAGUGCCCAACUCUGACCCAGUGCUGCCUGGCCUUGGCCGACCUGCCCCACCCUGGACCAAGGCUCAGAGGCUGAAUCCUGAGGAGGCCUCAGGCCCCACCCCCCUUAGCACAGGGAUGGUCAGGAGGGGAAUCCCGGGCAGUGGCACAGGCUCUGGGAGUCCUGGCGCUGGCCCCACCCCUGCCCUCAAUCCCUGCGCAGCGCCCCAGGGAUCACUGAGGGCAUCUCGGGCAGGUGGGAGGUGUGGAGCCCAGGCGGAGCCUCUGCUGGUGACGUCAGCCCCCAGCAGGAAGCCUGAGGCCUGGCGGGCCUGGCCUGGGGCUGCAGCAGCCAGCCAGCCGCCCAACUGCGCCCCUCU